This is a messenger RNA of Anarrhichthys ocellatus (wolf-eel), 6757 nucleotides long. Its product is annotated as multiple PDZ domain protein. The transcript has 42 exons. The record is from RefSeq and is a predicted model, not a curated record. Lineage: Eukaryota; Metazoa; Chordata; Actinopteri; Perciformes; Anarhichadidae. Gene Ontology annotation, molecular function: protein binding. Bases 335 to 5881 code for a protein of 1848 amino acids.
CUCCCAAGCCGCAGGACGCACAAAUGCUGGGGGUGAAAAAACAAAGCGCGCAGCGUGCUUCUCGAUGUCUUACUGUCUCCCAAUAAGCUGUUAUGACCUGUACCAUCGGCGAAGCGUCCUCCUCGGUACACGCCGCAGGUAAAUUUACACCCCGCGGACCGGCGGAGGAGGUGCUGGACGCGCUGCGCUCGGGGAGCGGACCUGUUGAUAUAGAGCCCACCGGCGCUGCAAUGGAGGUGCCAAGCAGAGAAGAAUGUAACUGAAACAGGAAAGUCACGAAGACACGAUUCAACCCCCCCCCACCCCCUCCCCACAACAAUCCACCAAGGCCACGAUGGAAAUCAUGGAUGCUCAGCUUGCCUUGGAGGCUGUGGAGAGAUUGCAAGCCAAACUGAAGGAGCGAGGAGAGGCCCCCACGCAGGAGAAACUCUCCCUGCUGAAGACUGUCCUGCAGAGCCCCCUGUUCCAUCAUAUACUCAGCUUGCAGCAAGCUCAGCGGAAGCCCCCGGCGAAGGGGAAGAUUUCCAAAUCCGUGUCCAUGAACUGUGGCCCCUGCCAGGGCGUGGCGCUGGACCUGAAGACGCUGAGCCACAGUGACUCCUACACAUGGGCCAUGGAGAACCGAGGGCCCGGCAGAUCCAUCCACAGGGACGGCAGCAUCUCCUCCUUGGACUCGCUGGAUCUGUCUUUCUCAGAUAUCUACCCAGACAACUGCGUUCCCACUGAAUCGCAAUACUGCACCCCACCUCGAAUCUCCCGCACCAUGUCGAUGGGGAGAAACCUGUCUGCCAUUGCUCACGAGAGGCGUCAUGUGGAGAUGAUAGAGCUGAUUAAUGAUGGGAAAGGGCUUGGUUUUGGCAUCAUAGGAGGGCGGAGCACAGGUGUCAUGGUCAAGACCAUACUUCCUGGUGGAGCUGCCGGACGGGAUAAGCGCCUGCGUAGCAGUGAUCAAAUCCUGCGCAUCGGAGAUACGGAUCUGGCGGGCAUGAACAGCGAGCAGGUGGCACAGGUGCUGCGAAAUGCUGGUACCAAGGUGAAACUGCUCAUCGCCAGGGAUGUUACCAAGGACAACCACCUUUCCUCUCCUGUCCUCAGCCAGGACAGUUUGGACGGCAAGCUCAACGACUUGAAUGACGACUAUGAGUUCAGCGUGCAGUUCACUAAGAACAGUCUGGGCCUGGGAUUCACCAUUUCCAGCUACAUAGGUGACCUAAACUCAGUCUACAGCGCCGGUGUGAUAGUGAAGAGCAUAGUGAAAGGCAGCACGGUGGAUCAAGAUGGACGCAUCUACAUCGGAGACAUCAUCCUAUCUGUGGACGGGGCGAGCCUGCAGGGCUGCAGCGAGCAGCGCGCCAUGGAGGUGCUGAGGAGGACGGGCCCCCUGGUCCGACUGAUGUUGCUGAGGAAGGCUGUCCGCCUGAGUCACAUCCUGCCCCCGGUCCCUCCGCUGCAGCCCCUCCGACACUCACACAGCUUCCACGAGGGCAAUCCCUACAGACUGGGCCUCAACAGGAUUCAAGAGACAGGAAUCUGCUCCCUGCGUGAAAUCUCCCGGCGAGCGGCAUACGCCAACGGCCGUCCCCGACACAGUUCCAGAAACGGUGUGAAACUGACGCCGACUGAGGAGGAGGACCUGAGGAAGAGGUGGCAGCAUGCAGUCGGACAGCGAUAUGAAGUCAUUGUGUGUCAGCUGGAGCGUUUCAGUGAGACAAGCGGUCUCUGCAUCAGUCUGGAGGCCCGGGCGGGACAUCACUACCUGUGCUCCGUUUUACCCGAGGGCCCCAUUGGCCAAAGCGGCAAGAUCUUUACUGGAGACCAGAUAUUGGAGGUGAAUGGGAUCCCUCUCAUUGGAGAGACACAUAAAGAGGUGGUCAAUAUUCUGAAGGAGCUGCCGAAGCAUGUCUGCCUGGUGUGCUCGCACAUUGUACCCCCGGCGAUUCCAGACAGCGAUGAGGAAGAGGACGAUGACGUCCAUCUCACCCUGAAAGAGCUGCUGGCCGAGUUCAACGACAAGUUGGACCAGGGUUGUGUCAUUCCCUGUCCCACGGCUGAGGACAUCACCAAGCGCGGCGUGCCCCCCAUGUCUCCUCCUCUGGCCAUGUGGGAGAGAGAUGCUCAGCUGGUCGAGCUGGAGAAAGGCGAGUCGGGACUGGGCUUCAGCAUCCUGGACUACCAGGAUCCAGAAGAUGUCACCAAAACAGUUUUGGUAAUCCGGUCCUUGGUGCCCGGAGGUGUAGCAGAUCAAGACGGUCGCCUGCUGCCUGGUGACCGACUCAUGUUUGUCAACGAGAGUGACUUGGAGGGCUCCAGCCUGGAUUACGCCGUGUACGUCCUGAAGUCCACCGGCUACGGCCCUGUCCGCAUUGGAGUUGCCAAACCACUGCCGCUGGAACUGUGCGGCGGCUUGACGCCCAUCUCAGAGAGGAGCCUGAGGGUUUCCUAUGAUGACACCGACAGCCACUCUCAGAACAGCCUGCUAGCCGAGGCGACAGAGGCUAUCACCAACUCCGAGGACAACAGCAUCAUUCAGCCGUGUUACAUUUCAACGGAAAACCGGCUGCGGCAGCGUUUCCACCUCAUGGAGGACGACUACAGGCAGCAGGCGCCGCCUCUGCCCCACCGCACCAGUUUUGAGAGGACAAUCACUGUUGUCCGGGGCAACCGUAGCCUUGGGAUGUCGGUGAGCGCUAUCAAGGACGGCUCAGGCAUGCUGGUGCGCAGCGUGGUCCAGGGGGGCUCUGUCAGCCAGGAUGGCAGGCUGGGGGUGGGGGACGCCAUCUUGGCCAUGAACGGAGAGCCUACCUCCAAUCUGACCAACACCAGGGCCAGAGCCGCGCUCCGAAGACACUCUGUCAUAGGGCCGGAGAUAAGCAUAACCUAUGUCCCAGCCCAUCAGGUGGAUCAGUACCGUACCCGUCUGUGUUUACCCCCUCUGGACUCCAUCGCAGCAGACAGCGCCUCAUCCUCACCCACCCCGCCAACCCCUUCUCCGGAGCCUGCCUCGGCCCCGGCCAGGUCUCCUGGUCCGGUCAGAGCCACGGCUCCGACUGCGACUCCGGCUCCGUCCGCCAUCAAACCUGUCGCCUCGGUCAACUUCAAAGCCGCAGCUCCAGAUCCUGCAGCAGUCACAGCCACCGCUUCAUCCAAAGCUCCAUUCAAAGGCCCAGCCGCAGUCCCUACCAUCACCCCGGCCCAAGACUCAAGUUGGCAGAUUCCGAAAUCUUUCCCUCCCAAGAAAAAGGAGAAGGAGGAGGGAGAGGUUGUGGAUAGAGAGAAAAAGAAGACGACCGGUGCAGACUUGAAAGCACCACAGCUGGAGGUGGAGGUAAAGGUGGACGGAGAGGAGGAGCUUCGCUCUCACACCGCAGUUUCUUGGGAUCAACCUAGAAGCGUGCGGCUGACUCGAGCUCCCGGCCAGUCCCUGGGCAUCAGCAUAAUGGGAGGCAGAGGCAUGGGCCGGAGACUGAGCACCGGAGAGAUGAUGAGGGGAGUCUUCGUCAAGCACAUCAGCCCCGACAGCCCGGCAGCACAUAAUGGCACCCUCCGGAACGGAGACAGGAUACUAGAGGUGUGCGGCGUGGACCUGAGAGAUGCCAGCCAUGAGCAGGCGGUGGAGGCCAUCCGCAGGGCUGGAGACUCCGUGGUCUUCUUGGUCCAGUCGGGACAACACAGACCUCAGUCCCCUAUGCUCGCCAACCACGGGAGACUAACUCCGACGCCACAGUCGAACUCGCACAGCGGCAAGAAGGCAGAGCCUCUCAGUCUGUUCCUCACCCUCUCCCCUACAAACCCCUUCACUCCCGCGCCCUUUAAGGUGCCUUCGCCGACAUCCGACGGAACGGAUCGGAGGAACCCCGCGACCGUUGCGGCACCAGUCACGGCGGCGGCUGAGAGCGAGGGCGACAUCGGCAGGAAAAAGAUGCUCCAGCGUUACGGCAGCCUGUCCGGGAAGCUCCACAUGAUCGAGCUGGAGAAGGGCCCCGUGGCUCGCGGCCUGGGGAUCGGCCUCUUGGGCAACAAGGACGGCUCCAGGGCCCGCAUGAGCGUCCACGUGGCGGACGUAGACCCCUGGGGACCCGCCGGUUUGGACGGGAGGAUACGUGUCGGGGACGAGCUGCUGGAGAUCAACGGUCAGAUCUUGUACGGCCGGAGUCACCAAAACGCCUCCACCAUCAUCAACAACGCUCCGUCUAAAGUCAAGAUAAUCCUCAUCAGGAAUAAAGCAGCUCUGGGUCAGACGGGAUCCACGGCGGCGAGCGAGGACACGGUCGACUCCCGGACGGAUGCAGCAGAGCGCGGGGGGUUAACCAGAGACGUCCAGCACGUGAUCCUACCUCAGGAUCACACAGGUCUCGGCCCCUGCCUGGCAGAGGGGGAGUCCAAGGACGGAGCGGUGGUCCGGUCCCUGACCCAGCACGGCACUGCCAGUAAGGUGUCCAGUUUGAUUCUGGAGCAGCGGGUCACCGUCGACCUCUCCAACAGUCCCUCCUCCUCCUCCUCUUCUCCACCUCUUUCCCGUCCCCGCUCUCUCACUCCCGCCUCCCUCCCGGUGCCCUCCCCUCCCCCGCCGUUCAAUGCUGCGCGGACCUCUCCCGUCGGGUGUUCUGAUUGGCUGGGAUCGGCUCCCACCACGUCCGACCCCCUGCUUUGCCCAGUUGUGGCUGGCGGGGAAACCACCAUAGAGUUUUGCAAAGGAAAUGUAGGCCUGGGCCUCAGCAUCGUCGGAGGAUGUGACACUCUGCUGGGGGCAGUAAUAAUCCAUGAAGUAAACGAUGGAGGAGCAGCACAGAGAGAUGGGAGGCUGCAGGCUGGAGACCACAUAUUAGAGGUCAACGGCAUAGACCUGCGGCAGGCCACUCACGACGAGGCCAUCGGCGUGCUGCGGCUCACCACCCAGCGCGUCCGCCUGUGCGUCUUCAGGCACCAGGAGGCCUACAGGGAGGAGGACCUGUGGGACGUCUUCAGCCUGGAGCUGAGGCCUCGUCCUGGAGAGGGGCUAGGGUUCGCCACUGUGGGGAAGAGUAAUGACACGGGCAUCUUUGUGUCAGAUCUCAUCAGAGGAGGCGUAGCGGAUUUGGAUGGCAGGUUGUUGCUUGGCGACCAGAUUCUGUCAAUCAACGGGGAGGAUGUCCGCGCGGCCUCGCAGGAACACGUGCACGAGCUUCUGCAGAGCUGCAGUGGAGCAGUCCACCUGGAGGUGGCUCGUUUUAAAGCUGGGCUGCAGUACUCACACCAGAGCCAGAGCGAAGACUCCGACUGCUCCACCCUGACCCACUCAAGCGGCUGCGAUGCUUCGCUCGGCCACCAGAGGGAGACAGAUAAGAAGACGGGGAGCUACUCCUUUCAAGAGUACCCUGACGCCAAACAAGUAAUAAUACAAAAGGGUGCAUGUGACUCCCUGGGCAUCAGUGUAGCAGGAGGAGCGGGCAGUCCCCAUGACAACGUGCCUCUUUUUAUUGCUACCAUGGAUACCGAUGGACUGGCUGCCAAAACACAGCAAUUACAGGUGGCUGCCGGUUCCGGUGGGUGCAGCACAGAAGACCACAACGAUGUACACGUGCCGCGGUCAGGCCAACCCAGCAGCCUGCACCGCUUUCACAACAACCUCUGUGCUCGCAUGUAUAAGACCGUCACUCUGGAGAGAGGCUCCUCGGGCCUGGGCUUCAGCAUCGUGGGAGGGUUCAGCAGCCCUCACGGAGACCUGCCGAUCUACAUCAAAACGGUCUUCAACAAGGGGGCGGCCGUGGAGGACGGCAGGCUGAAGUGCGGGGACCAGAUCAUCGCCGUGAACGGACACUGCCUGGAGGGCGUGACUCACGCCGAGGCCGUGGACAUCCUCAAGAAGACCAGGGGGACCGUGGUGCUGACGGUGCUCUCUUGAAGAGAACAGGGCCCCUGUUUGCGCGUCCGCUCGACAACCACGUUUCCUGCGAAGUAGCCUCGGCGCAAAUAAUGUCACUGCCGCUGUCACGAACCGGUGAUGAAGUCAUAGUUUGCAAAAUCAUGAGAAGAGUAGAUAGUGUUCAUCUGAAUUUAGCUGGGGAGGGGACGCUACCUCUAACUGGGUGUGUUAACAAGCACGGUGAAGGUGUUAUUUAGAACUAAUGUGUUUAUGUUAUAUGGAUCUCAUAUCCCAAUCAGGAAUAUAUCUCUGUAUUAAUACAAGCAGGAUGUAUUUAUAGUAACCAUAGAAUGAUAUAAACACCAGAGGCAACUAUUAAAUAAGCCAACUGCUGGUUUAUAUAUUGUGUCCUAGUUGUCCCAGUUCAAGGUCUCUAUAAUAUAAGCAUCAUUGCCCACGUAAACACGCUCGUGAAUAAAUAACCAUCCCCCGAAAACCUCUGACUCUGCCGACCUGUGCAUCGAGACACAGUGUGACGCGUAUUUGCUAUACAUGCCAAGUGCUUCUGCCAAACUUUUUGUAUGGCAAUAAGCUGUCAAGACCGUUUCACUUUUAAUUUCCUUCAUGCUUCAUCUUCUGAUCGUUCAAGGUGUGUCACGAUUGCUUGAAUAAUCAAUGUUCUUUACAUGUCUUUAAUGCGCAAGAUAUCCGUGGGAUUUUAUUCACAGAUUUAUUACGGUUUUCAUAAUCCGUAACGUGCUCGGGCAUCUUUUAGGGAGUUUUAGCGCAAUGUGCGAUCUCGAUUUAGAAAGCAUCGCCCCUGUUUUAUAUGACUUAAUUUGUACUGUGAUAUUUAUGUGUUCUCCACAUAUAUAAUUUAUUUUAUUUCAUUCAUGUCAGUAGCCCCCGCACUCG